Xiphophorus couchianus (Monterrey platyfish) is the source of this 10245-nucleotide messenger RNA. RefSeq names its product potassium channel, subfamily K, member 15 (gene kcnk15). The transcript has 2 exons. Gene Ontology annotation, cellular component: plasma membrane. Lineage: Eukaryota; Metazoa; Chordata; Actinopteri; Cyprinodontiformes; Poeciliidae. Gene Ontology annotation, molecular function: potassium ion leak channel activity; outward rectifier potassium channel activity. The coding region runs from base 6707 to 8005 and encodes 432 amino acids. Gene Ontology annotation, biological process: potassium ion transmembrane transport; stabilization of membrane potential. The record is from RefSeq and is a predicted model, not a curated record.
GAUUAACGAGGAACUCCAAAUGGAAGUGAUAAUAGAUAUUUAUAGUAUGAUUAAUUGAUAAAGUUCUAACUAGAAAUAUUCUAUCUCUGUUGUUUUAUCUCUGAAACUCAAAAAUGAGGUUCAAUUAUGUUGAGAUUUUAAAUCCUUGACUUUGAGGAAAAAACUGUUUGUUAAUAAGGACAGACAAGUUAGAAUAUUGUUAUGAAGAUCAUAAAUAAUGUAUCUUAUUGCAGUAAUCACUUGAACAAACACUAGUAAACAGCAGAGGCAGCAGUCCAAAUAUCAAAAUCUGUACAUGAUGUUGCAGUGCAAACGAUAGUGGAACACACAAUUUACAAAUUGUAAAUUAUCACUCUAUGCAGCUCGGUUUGUACCCUGUUGUGCCCUUUUCUCUGGAACAAGAUAAAUCUAAACUAUCAGACCACACAACUUUCUUCCGUUUCUCCGGAAACCAAUUUUUAUGUUCUUGGAAAGGUUACAAAGUCAUUUUCAAAGUAACCCAGAGAACCUGCAAAUGGAGAAAAAAAUAAAACAGGGGUAGACCUUCUCAGGCUGCCCAAAUUACAUCAACAGCACUCGGCUGAUUCUUCCAAGAGGUCACAUAAGAACAGAACAACAUCUGAAGCAUUGCAGAGAUUACUAAACUCAACUAAGGCGGGCAUUUAGAAAGAGACUGGGAGAGAGUAAGAAUAAUAACCAUGUUACUUGUUAAUAAUUAUGUUAUUUGGACAUGUUUUUCUCCACAGAAAAUCCACUGUGUCAAAUGCACUAAGCUGCUCUGACCUAGAAAGUCAGGAAGGAAUUCAGAUUUGAAGAGAUAACAAUUUAAAUAUUCCAGCUGCAAGAGAAGAGAUCUGCAUCAGUCACAGAACAGACUGGACUAGUUGAGAACGCUACACACACAAAGGUAGACAGGUUUGAGAGUCUGGGGCUGGGUGACUUAUUAUUUAUUUCAAAAUAAAAAUGUAAGCAAAAGUAUUAAAAGUUUUGAUAACAAAAGACAUGGAAUCUUGCUUUUCAGACUGAAAAUGUGUGCUCUUGGAUUAUGGCAGAAAAAUUCCCCCAUACAUUUGUCAACCUCUUCUGGGACUGAAGAUACUCUGUAUUCACAUAUUGUUUACCAGAAUGUAAUUUGGUGGAGAUGAUUUUCCAUCUCUUUCUUUUUUACCUGAUCAAUAUCAGUUCCUCUUUCUCUUGUCAUCCUUCAGGUACCUCCUUUUAUUUACUUGGAUACUUAAUCAAAUAGUGUGUGUGUUUGUGAAGUUCAAAUUAUGAUAGAUCAUUUUUUCCUUUACUACAGUUGAGUGUUUGUUCACACCUGAUUGUCACAUUUGAAAGUACUUGUUAAUGCCAAAAGCUCUCACACAGCCUGAUGUAUGACAUGCAUGAGUAACAUGUUGUAGCUUUGUGUUUUUUUUAAAUGUAUUUUCUUAAAGAAAUUAUGGGCAAGUGUUAAAAUUAAGUUGAAGAUGCCUAAGGGUGGAUAAUUCCUGAAUUGUAGAAAUAUCUGUGUAUACUUGUGCAUAUAAUCCAAAUAGGUACUUAAUAAAGGAUGGUAACAUAGCCCUGUUUCUAUAUUUUGCAGUGUCAGUAUAAGUCCACACUGUAAAAUCAUUAAAUGUGAGUAGUUUUUCCUGACAUUGACCCAAUGUCCUCAACAUAAACAUGAUUUGUACAUAACACGCACAUUUCUAGUCUGAAAUCUGACCUUACUAUUCACCAUGAGAGGCUGUGCUGUAAGAGCCGGCAGCAGAAACAGGGAUAUCAGAGGUGGCAACAUGUAAUCGUUCCACGUUCUUCAUCUUUUGACUGUAAUUGGACUGAUACAUUUAUACACCGGCUUAUUUCACCAUUAGAGGGUAUAAAUAGAAUCCUGUGUUAUCACUGGGGGUUCAGUGUUGAAAAGAUGCUGGUGUGGGUUACUAUUUUUGCACUCAGUUACUGUGGUAACCGCAGGGCUCUGCAGGCAUCCAAGUGUUUGUUGUUGUUAUUUUGUGCCUCUGCUUCAUAAAACCCCUGUCACCUUUCUCUGUGUGAGAUCAGCAAACCUGAGAGGUUCCGAUUCGCUCAGAUUCACGUUACAUGUAAAAUGUCUCAGUCACCGAAAUACAAAUGUUCCCUUUUCCGUUUAAUGUUGCUGAGCAGAAAACUUUAUACACAAAUGCAGUAUAAUAAUGAGGCUGACAGUAAAAAGAACAAAAAAUCAGUUAUUAUAGAUGACAAUUUCCAGUGAAGACUAUAUGAGCUACUAAUGGCUGCAUCUUGCAGAAAAUAUAUUCAGCAAGCUGUAAAAAAUACCCAAAAAGCCAAAAUUAUAGUAUUACCCCUAGCUGCUCAUUUUGAAUGCAGGUUAGAUUUUUAUUCCUACUAGUCUAUGUAGAGCAUGUGGUAAAAAGGUGCCAAGCAAAGUUGUAAUUGAGUUGCAACAAACUUAGGAGGUGAUUUGUUACUCUGCGGCAACUCAAUUUUCUCGCCACCAAGUGAGACUAUAAUCAGUGAGAACGCUCUUCAGCAGGGAUCCUUCCUAACACAGUCAGACUCCACUGUGUUAGAAACCGGUGCUUCCCUAAAUAUGAGCUGUAAAACUCUCAAACUAAUAAAUUUAUCCCAUAGUUAUGUGUAUUUUUUUACCUGGUCCAUGCUUUACUGCUUUUUAAGAAAAAUAUUACUGAAUGGCACUAAAAUACAUGUUAUAAUAGCAGAUCAGGCAGCGGUGCCUUUCUAUUUUGUGUUCAAUGUGUAUUUUACUGAAGGUUAAAUAGUUCAGUAGAGAUUUUAAGCAGUACAGUUACUUUUCUUAGGUUCGUCGUUCCUAAGAGUUGAGUGUUACUGAUAUUUUAGAGUCCAAAUCAAGGCCACACUUUGGGAAAGUAACAAUCAUUUGAACCGAAAAUAUGCUUUAUAAAAAUAAACAACCCACUCAAUACUUCGACAAAUGUCUUUAUUGUAAAGAGGAAUGGAAAACUUUUAUUUGUGUAUUAUUUGAUUAACACAGCUUAACUUGACUGUAGCUGCCAAUCUUCCAAAGGCAGGUUUUAGUUGUUUCAGAUUAACGUUAAAAUAAUAUAAUCAAAAUUAAAUUAACAUGCCAGAACACUUUUCUGAAAUAUGAAUGACCAUUUCACUUAAAAAAGUUUCUGCUUUAAGAGAAAAAAACCAACAUAUUUUUCAUGCUUGUAAUGCAAACUUCUGAGGUGGAAGAAAACAUAGUUUUGCAAAACAAACUCUAAAAAGUAUGAUGUAGAUUUAUAUUUCACAUAGGAGUGAUUGUGUGAGUGCUCGUUUUAUUUUUAUUGAUAAGAACUGAAAACCAUGUAUAUUAAUAGCCCGUUCCAUCCAGUUUUUAUAAGACAUGUUGUGUGUGUUAGAUUUGUCCAUUUUACAGAUUUCCAUAUUUAAUUGAACACGGCAGAAAUUAGAAACUGAAAAAGGCAAAGGGAAGCUCCACAACAGAUUCUUAGCAUCUUCCCUCCCAAUCACCGCUAAGCUUCCCAGGCAAAUGAAUUCGUCAGUGAAACCAAAUUAGUUCUUGAGAAGUUUAUAAUGAGAUUUCUACUCCAAAAAGUCUUAUCGGGUAUUCAUAAUCUGUCCACUCUUUAAUCAGAGGCGACCAGCAGAUCAGUAUCUAUGCAUGGGCCUCCUGGUGAAAAGCCAACAAUUUACACUUUUAUCUCUUUUGAGAUUCUUCCUGGGUUUUAAUGGCCUGCCCCGACAGGCGGCUUCUUCAUUUAUAAAGCCGCUCUGUCAGAUUUACUUCUACACCAGAUGUAAUGUUAGAGGUUUUUAUUUUAUUUUAUUACAAAUUUCAUUUCUUCAACACAGAAAAUACCUGCUGUACACUGAAUGUCUCUUGUAUCUUUAAAAUGUCUUAGAAAAUCUGUGGACAUACAGAAAGUAUAGCUGAAAUGGAUGUAUCAGCUAAUAUUUAAUAGAUUUCUGCAAGGAAUAUUUUUUACAAACUUUUUAGCAUGGCAAAGAAAAUCAAAUAAUUGUCAGUUUUUUUAUGUGUCCUAAUGGGAGACACUUUAUUUUCACAGGUUUUUACCCUCUCACCCAAACUAUCUUCUUAAGACAAGAUUUUCUGACGAGACAGUGAUCAUACAAUUUCCUUAAAGAUGGUUCUGGAAUGGAUGGUGCAGUCAAGCAUCAGGCUUCUGGAAAAUCUCACUUUCAACCUUAAUAAAAAUAGACAAUAAGUCAGUUUUGUCACAGGACAUCAACUAAUUUAAAUUCAUUGCGAAAAGACGAAUGGUCAGCCAAAAAUGUUGUGGUUUCUCUGCAAGUUCCUAAAAUAAAGUCAUAUUAAAAUUAGUGAGGUGUGAAUAUAUGUCUUUAACCAUGUGGAUAUACUUGUCCUUUAUGUGGAUUAGAUAAAAUUGACAAAAACUUUUGCACCAAACACAGUAAUUGUAAGUUGUUGUUGCAGCAACAGCUAAAAAUAAACAUAAAUUUCAAACCAGUGAGGCAUGCAUGUGAACUUUCAGUAUUAGAUGAUAAUAUACAGUGUGUGUGUGUGUGUGUGUGUGUGUGUGUCUCCUAAUGCAAUGUACCUUUGCGAGAACAGAGAUAGCAGAGCUCAUUAAGUGAAGCAUCUAUCUCUUUGAGUCAGUGUAGCCUCCCUCACUUUGUCCCACGUCUGUCGGCAGAGAAAAGGAUGUGACUCAAAGCCGUCUGGAUUGAUUGGUGACUGUUGGAGCAUCAGGUUUCUCUCUUAUCAGCUGAGAUAUAAUUGAUUUAUGGAGAGCUGGUUGAAUCCAAACAAGGACAUAAGUGUGCUGAUUUAACCACUUAAGACAAAAACAGGAGCACAUAGAGCAGGAUGCUCUGUGAGAACAAAAGAACACGUGAAAAUCCACCUGCAUUAUUCAGAUGCAGCUUCUUUUCUUCGUCUCUUUGUUUCUUUCUUCCUUCAUUUUUGUUUCUUUCUGUCUUUCUCUCUUUGCUUUUUCUUUCUUCUUCUUCCUCACAUUCGACUAAGACAAAAGCUGUGAUGCACUGAUGAUAUCAUUUACCAGCCAAGAGCCAUGAUCAUUACGUUUCUAUUAGCUUCAUCCUAACUGAUGACCAAAGUCUGUGCCUCAGAUACAAGUGCAGUCACCAUGGCAACCGGCAUUACCUACAGUAAGGAAGCAUCUAGCCAACCUAUUUUCUUCACUCACGUUGUACAUGUUGUGCCAGCAUUUUAAUAUUGAGAAAAAAAACAUCAGCAUGUUUCUCUGUUCUGACGUUUUUUUUAAGAACGUGAUGCUAUUUUUAAAUAAAGGUUUUAUCACUUCUUUUUUUUAAUCAGUAUAGUUAAACUGUUAGUAUAAUGCAGUGAAGAAUUAAUUUUAUUGGCUAUUUUUCCAUUUUUCAUUUAAAAUCUGUUUGUAUAAAAUGCUUUAAUUUAGUCAUUUGAUAAUUAAAACUAGCAACAAUACCAUUUAAUUUAAUUUUAUUUGUCACAAGUCAAAAGCGUAUUAUUUUGAAGCUUUAAUAUAAUUGGCUCGAAAUAUUAGCUUUCGAUUUAGCUUUAAACUGGCUUAACAUUUUGGUUUUACAUACAUCUGUAUGGAAGUCCAAAAGUAACAAAAUUAAAUAAAAAUUAAGUAAUAAUAAAGUACUAUUUAAAUGUGCCCUUCACCUACCCAUAGGGUGGCUAUCUCCAGCGGCCAUUGGGCCACCAGAGGCAGGGUACAGAGUGGACACACACACACACACACACUGACACAAACUCUCUCUCCUGGUGACAAUCCAGAGUUACCAAUGAAUCUAAAAGUCAUAUGUUUGGAUUAAAGGAGGAAGUCAGAGUACCAGUACAGAUCCCAUGACAUGCACAAGGAGAACAUACAAGCUCAAUGCAGAAAAACCCCAGUGUGAGUAAUUUAGAAAACGUCUUAAUUAGUUUCUGUAAUACAAAUAUGUUAUAUUUUUCAUUUAGCAUGACAAAACGCCCCGCUUCAGCCACUGUCUUACCUCACAUUGACAAUAAAGAAAUUAUUUAUUAGAAAGCUCCUGUUGUCUCUUUAGAGAUGUUAGAAACAGUUUAUUAUGCUUGAUUAAACAAUUUACACAUGCAAAACUUUGCACCGCUACGAUUUUAUCUACCUUUAUGUGUUACUCAAAUAGAACCACUGAAAUCUCAACUCACUGUAAUAUUAAGAAGAAAAGAGGAGGGAUCAUUAAACGGUUGUUCCGGUUUUUAAUGCUUUGCUUCCAUUGUUUUCAGUUUAAGUUAAUGUAAAGCAUUGCGUCUGGUUUGUUUUGCCAAUAAUCUUGUCGUAUUUAUCUGAAAAAAAAAAAAAAAUGUUUACUAUCAUUGUUAUUAUAAUUAGUGGGACAUUGUGGCACUGUAUAUUUCAAAGUCUACAACUGACUGAAAUCCGCAGGUUGCUGUCCGUGGUGCUGAAAGCCUCUCCAAACACACACCUACAUUAAAGACAGCCUUUCACUGGAGGUUGCUUUGCGCAUGCGAUGAAGUAAUGCGGGGCCACUUGUUUAAACAGAUGGCCACAUCAAGAGCAGGUAGGCUGCAUACGCAUUUUUAUACAUACGCUGAAAACCGCUCAAACGCACUUGCAGGCUUUAUUUUCCUGCCUGCCUGCCCGCCUCCGCUGCUUUGGUUGAACGCAACAGGCUGCAGCACCGAUGUGAUGUCUGUACGCUGAAAAGCCGCACCACCUGUAACUGCAGCCUCCCCACCUCUCCUUCAUCCUCCGGACUCCCCAUGCCGACACCGAGGAUGAAGAAGCAGAACGUCCGGACCCUCUCGCUCAUCCUCUGCAUGUUCUCCUACCUGCUGGUCGGCGCCGCGGUGUUUGACGCGCUGGAGUCCGAGUCGGAGAACUCCCGCAGGCGCAUCUUGGAGCAGAAGCGCAGUGAGAUGAAGAGGAAGUACCGCUUCUCCGAGGACGAUUACCGCGAAAUCGAGCGAGUGGUGCUGCAAGCGGAGCCCCACCGCGCCGGGAGGCAGUGGAAAUUUGCUGGCUCCUUUUAUUUUGCCAUUACGGUCAUCACGACCAUAGGGUAUGGACACGCUGCACCAGGAACAGAUGCAGGAAAAGUCUUCUGCAUGUUCUACGCUGUUCUCGGCAUUCCUCUCACUCUUGUGAUGUUCCAGAGCCUCGGAGAGAGAAUGAACACGUUUGUCCGCUACCUCCUCCACAAAAUGAAGCAGUGUCUGGGUUUCAGACGCACCGAGGUGUCCAUGGAGAACAUGGUCCUGGUGGGCUUCCUGUCCUGCAUUGGAACACUGUGUGUGGGAGCCGCAGCCUUUUCCCACUUUGAGGGAUGGAGCUUUUUCCAUGCAUACUACUACUGCUUCAUUACUCUCACCACUAUUGGCUUUGGGGACUUUGUGGCCCUGCAGAAGAAGGAGGACCUCCAGGAGAAAACGCCUUAUGUCGCCUUCAGCUUCAUGUACAUAUUGGUGGGGCUGACGGUAAUCGGAGCUUUUCUCAAUUUGGUGGUCCUGCGUUUCCUCACCAUGAACACCGAGGAUGAAAGACGGGAUGCUCAGGAGAGAGCUUCGCUCAAGAGGGACAAGGGUCUUUUAGAGGGGUCCACCGGCCUCCGCAUUGUAGGUGAACAGAGGGAGAGGACCAGCAGGGACAGCAUGGUGCACGGCCGCAGCCACAGCACACUCUUCCUCCCCAUGCAAGAGGGAACCAGUCGCACCAACCUCAUCCCUUCCCCAGCUGAGGACACAGAGAGGCAGGAACGUCCCUGCAGGCACAGGCUGCAUUUUCGGAUCAAGCCAGGAAGACGGAGGGAGGAGACGAGCGUCAGCUCCCUCUGCUCCUCCUGCGUGUGUUACCGCUCAGAGGUUUGUGACGACCCUGUGGUGAACCGCAGCAAACACCACGGAGGCCACGUUAACUCAGUUUACUACAACUCAGUCUCCUAUAGGAUCGAGGGCUGCUCGUCGAGAUCCAAGGACAAUACUGGACUCUCCUCCCCUGGAAGCACACUGUCGCCUGAGCACAGCUUCCAGGAGUUCAGUAGUUUAAGGAGGAAGUCGGUGUAAAGGGCAUUAUUGUAAGGGGGGAAAGUUUGCAACGACAGUAAGCUGUAUCUAGCUGUAUUUAUUUGUUAGAUUUUUUUUGCGCAUGACAGAAUUCUGUUUGUUGAAUAAACUGUCUCUUGUAGCUACUGAAGCUGAUUUUAUUCAUAAAGCAAGAAUGUCUUUGCUCCUUGUUACUGUAUAAAUAUAUAUAUGUUGUGGGUUCUGCUGUUUUGCUUGCAUGUAGCAAUGCAUGCUAAGGAGAAUGUAAAGCACUCUAUGUGAAUGCAGGAGAGCUACAUUUAAAGUUUUUUUGUGCCACGUUUAACACAGAGAUGAAGACUCAAAUCUUUGACUUUACAUUCUUUGCAAUAACUGAGGAAUCUGUCGGUUUAUUCAAAGAACAAAUUUAGACCAAAUCAGAACAUUUCAAACUUCACAGCAAAGUCAAGAGCAGAACUCUGUUCUUAAGUGAAAUGUUGACAAAACACAACAUUUCCACUUUUUCCUGGUUGUCACUAAUGACAACCAGCUCAAAUUUCUGAUAAAAAAGUUAUUAUUUCCACACAAUGUGUUGAGAACAAGCUGCAAAAACUCAACCAUGUCAUCCUUUCCUCACAGCUCCAGAAGCAAGAACAAAUUUCUUGUUUAUGCAGAAUAGGUAACGAUGACUUCAGACUCGACUUACACUCUAAGUUUGAGACUCGAGUCUCAUGUAAUGCAGGUGAACAGUUCACCUGUAGCUCAUUUUAGUAGAUAACCAAUAAGGCUACCUAGUAAAGUUUCAAGUUGGUCUGUUUUGGUUUCAUGCUAAAACUGAUCACCAUUUGGUUCAGUAAGUAAGAUGAUAGCAGAGCUCUGAUGCAACAGGGUUGCGUUCGAUUAAUUAAUCAGGGAUGCUUGCAGACUACAGACCAUUAAUGGCUCAUAGCUACCGGUUCAUAUCUAAUGUAGCAUCAUAAUAAUGACUAUAUGGAUGUCUCUCAUUUUGAGUUGUGACUCUGGGUUAUUUGAGGACACACUCAAUUUACCUCCAACGUCUUUUUAGAUUGGUAACAGCAUUAAAAUAAAAAGUAGGGGUGGGCAGUUUUAUCACAAUAUUUUGUACAAUUGUGAUUUUUUUUUUAUCAAUAAAAAUGACAAUAAGAACUAUUACUUCAGUUUAACUUAAUAGCUGUGACUGCAUGACAGAGCAAUUGUAGCUCCACAAACACAAAUACUGCUCUUGAAGAACGCUGGUCACAUAAAGGUCACAGUAACUGGUUUAACCAUAUUUUCAAUUUGAUUAUUGUUUAUUGAUCUGGACAAUAAGGACAGUUUGGGUUUUUAAGCAUCAAUAAUUCUAAUUUAUCAUGACAGCGAUAAAUCAAAAUCCUUAUCAUGAAAAGAAAUUCAUCAGGAGAAUGAUAAAUGAUAUGAUAAAUUCCCACCUCUAUUGAAAAGAUUUGCACUGUCCUGUUCUUAUUGAAAACACUUCCUUACUGAUUGAAUCAAAAACUAGUUGUAAUCUAUCUUUCAUUGAACAAUUUCAUAUUUUAAUUGGGAAGACAUUUUGUGUCUCACAAUUAAGGCUCAUAAUAAUGAGUUAUAUCCAUAACAGUAACAUCCAGUGUGAGAACGUUCAGAGUACUUAGAGACUCAUGACUUGACUUGAACUUGGAAAAAAUGACUUGUGGACAUCUUUUUAGUAAAAGGUUUAAUAAAAGGAAUGGGUAUUUUGCUUACCAAUGAAGAGACUUACAACCCCCCCGGAGGGCUCUUGCUUAAAGAAAAGUCUUAAAUUUUCCUGCCAUAGAAAGAUGAUGUCAUAAUUCUAGUUUUAUAUUUAAAAAGCCUUAAAGAAGUUUGACCAAGCACAUCAGAUAAGUGACUAUUUUACACAAUGAGAAUAAUAUGAUAUUUUAUUACCUGACAUUGGAGUGAGGCGGUGAACACUCCGAUGAAUAAAAAACUUCAUGUUAGUAGUUGAACUAAAAUGGAUGUAGCUUGUAACAUAUAUGUAGCAGGUUAUUAAGGUCUGCAGAAGUUUUUAUCUUCCCACGACUGAAGGUGUUAUUGUAGUCCUGACUGAAGUUAUUCUCUUCCAGUAUUGUUUGACUAAACCAAAUGAGCGUACCGUUGAAUGUGGUUUGUUAUUUAGACUCUUUCUUAUUGUACGUUGUUAUAUGAUUUUUAUUUAAUUUUUUUUUGAAGAUUCUGUAUUCAUUUGUCUUCCCUUCAAAUGUGUGUUUUUACUUUCAGAGAAUAAAACCUUGUAACCAUUA